This is a messenger RNA of Ylistrum balloti, 1225 nucleotides long. RefSeq names its product inositol hexakisphosphate kinase 1-like. Gene Ontology annotation, molecular function: inositol hexakisphosphate kinase activity. The record is from RefSeq and is a predicted model, not a curated record. Gene Ontology annotation, cellular component: cytoplasm; nucleus. The transcript has 6 exons. Gene Ontology annotation, biological process: inositol phosphate biosynthetic process; phosphatidylinositol phosphate biosynthetic process. NCBI's taxonomy places the organism in Eukaryota, Metazoa, Mollusca, Bivalvia, Pectinida, Pectinidae. Bases 116 to 1225 code for a protein of 369 amino acids.
ACAUACAAGUGAACAUUCGGAUCGUGUAUCGUGUGUGUACACUACCUCAGGACCACACUACCUCUGGACCAGAGUGUUAUAGAAGACGGGUGCGGCAUGCAAAGUUUCCUGUAUAAUGACGUUUUACAAGAAUGAAGAUCAGUGGGUGGAAAUCAAACCAUUUAUCCACCAGGUGGGGGGACAUACAUGUUUGUUUGAAAUAACACAAGAAACAAUAUGUAAACCAUACCAGGAGAAAGAGUUCCAGUUUUAUCAAAAUCUACCAGAAGAUAUGAAGGAAUUCACGCCCCAUUACAAAGGUUUGGUCUGUGUCAAGUGUAGUCAUGACAACGAUAGUACCACGUUCUAUGCUGAAGUACCCGGAUAUAUCCUUCGGAAGACGGAUUAUCAAAGUGAUUUUGGAACAAGUGAUGAGGUGAAAUCAGGACUGGACAACUGGAGUGUUUCCUGUAUUGACAGACAGAUACAGCGGUAUGGUUUCUGGUCUAAUGACGGUGAACAGAAGUUUAUUAUGCUGGGUAAUUUGGUCAGCUCAUUUAGAAUGCCUUGUAUACUGGAUAUUAAGAUGGGGACCCGCCAACACGGAGAAGAUUCUUCAGAGGAGAAGAAAAAGUUACUGGAGGAACGGUGUGCACACUCCACCUCGGCUACCCUCGGAAUCCGUAUUUGUGGCAUGCAAGUAUUCCAGGCAGAAACUAAUACCUACCUAAAGUUUAAUAAAUAUCAUGGACGGGCCCUAGACGAUGAUGGUCUUCGUCAAGCACUGCGGCAGUUUUUCAGCAACAGCCUCACUCUGAACAUUCGUGAACUUUCCCGAAUGGUAUCGAAACUGCGCAGACUCCAUCACGUGUUAUCUACGCAACAUACAUUUUACUUUUUCUCAUCUUCUCUGCUGCUGUUUUAUGAUGGUUACAUGGACGCUUGCCAGUAUUCCGACCAAUCAGAAGCCAAGGGUUCCGAACAAACUCGUGGCCAAUCUGGAGAAGGUUUUCAUGGAAGUGGUCCAUCACACAAUCUUCCUGAAAGCUUGAUAGUUGAAAAUGAAGACAAGCUCAACCAGACUUGUUGUGAUGACGACAUCGGUACGGCAGAUGUCCGCAUGAUUGAUUUCGGUCACACGGUACUGAAGUCUGAUGUUAAAGAACACCAAGGAGGCACGGAGGAAGGUAUUCUGUUUGGUUUAGAAAACCUUAUAGAAAUUUUACAGUCCAUCGCUGACAGUUAA